This is a messenger RNA of Dromaius novaehollandiae (emu), 6840 nucleotides long. RefSeq names its product potassium channel tetramerization domain containing 8 (gene KCTD8). The transcript has 3 exons. Gene Ontology annotation, cellular component: signaling receptor complex. Gene Ontology annotation, molecular function: protein binding. NCBI's taxonomy places the organism in Eukaryota, Metazoa, Chordata, Aves, Casuariiformes, Dromaiidae. The record is from RefSeq and is a predicted model, not a curated record. Gene Ontology annotation, biological process: regulation of G protein-coupled receptor signaling pathway; protein homooligomerization. The coding region runs from base 46 to 1011 and encodes 321 amino acids.
UUUUUUAGGAGGGAGACCCUCCUUCGCGGCCGCCCGCUCGCAGCCAUGGCUUUGAAGGAGGCGGGCGGCAGCAUCCUGCCCAUCAGCGACAUGGUGUCGGGGCCGUCGGGCUCGCCGUUCCCCGAGGUGGUGGAGCUGAACGUGGGGGGCCAGGUGUACGUGACGAGGCACUCCACGCUGCUCAGCGUCCCGGACAGCACGCUGGCCACCAUGUUCUCGCCCUGCCGGGGCGGCCCGGCCGCCGCCCGCCAGCUGCCCAGGGACAGCCGGGCGCGCUUCUUCAUCGACCGCGACGGCUUCCUCUUCAGGUACGUGCUGGAUUACCUGCGGGACAAGCAGCUGGCGCUGCCCGAGCACUUCCCGGAGAAGGAGCGGCUCCUGCGGGAGGCCGAGUACUUCCAGCUGGGCGACCUGGUCAAGCUGCUGUCGCCCAACGUCACCAAGCAAAGCUCGCUCAACGACGAGGGCUGCCAGAGCGACCUGGAGGACAGCAACUCGCAGGGCAGCAGCGACCGGCUGCAGCGGGCGGCGGCGCUGGACAAGCGCUCGGGCUUCCUCACCGUGGGCUACCGUGGCUCCUACACCACGGUGCGGGACAACCAGGCGGACGCCAAGUUCCGCCGCGUCGCCCGCAUCAUGGUGUGCGGCAGGAUCGCCCUGGCCAAGGAGGUCUUCGGCGAGACGCUCAACGAGAGCCGGGACCCCGACCGCCCUCCCGAGAAGUACACCUCCCGCUUCUACCUCAAAUUCACCUACCUGGAGCAAGCCUUCGACCGGCUCUCCGAGGCGGGCUUCCACAUGGUGGCCUGCAACUCCACCGGCACCGCCGCCUUCAUCAACCAGUACCGGGAGGACAAGAUCUGGAGCAGCUACACCGAGUACAUCUUCUUCAAAACUCUUCUAAUCAGUCUGGAUAGUAUGCAGAUCAAAUUCCAGCUAAGAGGAAGAAAGAUACAUUGUAGACUUUCAAUGUGGAAAGCAGUUAUGUCACCUUUUUGCGUGAAGGCAUAAACACUGACAAGACAUACUGCUCUGAGGCUGGUACAUGUGGUAAAUUGUGCCUGCCCUUAGAGCAGACAGCAGGUAAAACUAUAUAUAUUUUUGUUUCUUAAGACAAAUGAAAUUAGUGAAAAAAUAAAUUCACAGCAUCUAUAUUUUUUCCAUUUUAUUGUAUGUAUUAAAUUUUCUGUUUCAUUUCAAAAAUUCACCACAAUUUAUGUAAAUGUGCUAUGCAGUAAUAGCAGCAAAGUUAGUAUGGUAUGUCCUUCCCACUGUUAAAGGCAAUAACUUACAAAGCUGAAAUAAAAUAAUUUACAUGCAAAUAUUAUUACAUAAUCACUCCUCUUUAAAGAAGUCCCUUUGAAAUGAAAGGGAAGCUGGUCAAUUUUAUCCAACUUGAAAGUUACUGGAUAAAAAAUUCACAAAUAGAUAGCUAUUGUAAAAGUUAAUGUCCAUCAGCUAUUUUCAUUUCUCAUUCUGUAUUCUGUGGACUUGUUUUUCUAGUUUUAUGUGUGUAACUUUUGCAUUGCCUGACUGUCAUUUUAACUUUGUGAAACUUAAUAUUAACCUGACUGUUCACUGAAAAUAAUAUUCUCUACAAAGAUGGCAAGAGAAUCAUAAAGCAUUAAAAUUCAAGAGGAAUUGUUUGAGGGGAAAAGGAACAUCAUAUUCAAUCAUACCGUUUCUUAAGAAGUCAGCAACAGAAGACAAGAAGACACAGGAUAUUUACCUGGAACGGUCGCAGUGCUGCAUAUAGACAGGAGGCAAGAACAGAACUGGCAUUUUAAUUUAAAUUAUCCAAAAUUGCUUGUCGUGAAGAACUCAGAUUCCACUAUUAAAAUUAUUCUUUGUCUUGCCCUGGAAACUCAUUACUGGCAGUCUUCAGUUUUCAAUGUUACACUGCAGGCUUACCUGACUAUUUUAGGUGGUGUCCAGUGCAUACCUCACCAUGGAUUCCUUCAUUUCUGGCAUCGAAAUAGAAGCAGUGGCUUGCAUCUGCAGUGACUUGGCUGUGACUGGCGCGCUGAAAGCAAGCUGGUGUCAGCAGCAGGAAGUGAGCUGAAAUAUUUGUUAGAGACAACAAAGCAGAGCAAACAUAGAAAACUGUAAAUAAGAACACAGCCAGCUGAGAGUUAAAGUAGUAGCUCUUCCAUUUUCUAAGUGGCUAAGUAUGAUUUAACUGAUUAACUAAUAAAACAAACUCCAGAAAAAAAUAUUUUCACAUAUACAUUGUUGUGGGACUUCAUGGACAUAACUAUUAUUUUAUCAUUUCAGUUCUUAAUGUACUUGCUUUACUAUUUGAUUUAAGUACUGGUUGAACUAAAUUUUACAAAAUGGAACAUCAGCCCUAAAACCUUCCAUUACAUUAGCUUCAAUUCAUAUCUUCUCAUAGUAGGUAAUAUUUAUUUACUGUAUCAGAGAAACCGAUGGAAAAUCCCUCAAAACAGCUACAUAUUUCCGUGACACAAUGAAGAAAGAGACAAAAUCCUGUCUCCCUCAUUCUUUUCAAAACACAUGUCAGUUUUCCUUCCAUUUGCAGAUCACAUAUCAUAUAAUGUUCUUCCUUUCUGUUUACAUUUUUUAAAUCCUUUCAGUAUUUUAUUAAUAUUUAUUUGAAAUAUUUUUCAAAAGUCUUUAGACAGAGGUUGCUCUCUCUCUUAUCUAGUCGGUCUUUAUACUGAGUUUGUAAUUCUCCUUUUCUUGGCUGGCGGGUGGAAUUUGUUUCCAAGUAUGAUAAUUUUUGAAAAAAGAAAUUGUAAAUUUCAGCUCAGUCCACCUUUCUACUUGCAAAAGAUUUUAGAUCUUCCUGAAGGACUUUAAAAUAAUAUUUUCUGGCAAAUCAAGAUGGACUGCCUGAGAGAAAAAAGAACUGCUUAUUAGGUUUCCAUAGUAACACGUGUAGAACAUUUGCAAAAGUUUGCUUUUAUUACAUGGAUCUGUUCUAUUACAUGAAUAGAUAAGCUUAGCAUCAUGAGUUGUGCUUCACAUUUUGCUGGGUCUGGCUUGUAAUGGCAAUAUAAAUGCCUGUCACUGUGACAUGCAGACAAAGACAGUGCUGUUCAGUGGCAAUCUCUGUAGACAAUUUAACUUCUCAUUGUCAUAAAAGUUUUCUUCAUCUACCAUAUUUAUAGAAUGGAAGAGCUUAGUGAAGGAAAGUGCAACAUUUAGCUUCAUUUUGUUACAGGCCUCUUAUGAAAUAAAUAGCAUAGUAUAUAAAGUUUGAAAUCUGGUGUCUUUUCCUUUACUAUUAGUAUUGUAGCAUGCCUUUGUGUUUCAAAACUGCAAAAAUAUUUUAGCUGUUUUGCAACAUAAGGAUACAAUUUACUGACGUUCUGUUCUCCUGGGAGUGAAAUAUCUGACAAGUAAUACCUGUGGGGCUGAUGUAAUUCCCGUCAAUACUGCAGUGAAUCCCAAACCUGUAAACUCUUCAUUGUGUAAGUAGUUCUACUGAGGGAGAAUAUACAGGAUUGGAUCCAAAUAAGGUCCAGUGAGGAAUCAGUUGCCAUCUGAUGCAUUUUUACAUACUUUAAAGUGUAUGUAAACGAGUAGGAUAAAGUAAGAACUUUAUUUCCGUGAGCUAACAUACAACUGACAGCUCUCAUUGUGCAGUGGUUUGCAGAAAUUAAAAAUUCUUAGUUCUUUCUAAUGCGACUGUGUAGGAGUUGAAUGACAGUGCUUUUGUUUCCUCUCUUCACAGAAUCACUCUUCCUUCCUACAGAUCUCUUAGGAGUCACUCUGAAUUGUGAACCUAAAUUUUUACAUAUAGUCCUGCAUCCCCUUUUCUAAAAAAGACAAGGUUACUAAAAUUUUAUCCAAACAUUUAAUUUAAAAAUAAAAUAAAAUUAGGAAUCAAAUAGCACUAAGAAUUGGAUGAAGUGGAUUAUCUGCUUUCUCAGUUGUCACUUAGGCACAUUCUGUCUUUUAAUAGAGAGUAUAAAGAUAAAAUAAUAGAUGUCCUCCGGUAACCCAAUCAGACAUCUUUAGUGUUCUGUUUUAUUGCUCUCUCUCUGCAAUUUCUGGGUUGUGCUGGUUGACUUAUAGGAAAGUAGCACAUAAACCUGGAAGUGACAGUCCAGAUACUCAAAUGCAGUCCCUUGCCUUAAUAGGUAAAUGCAUUAUGUAGUCCUAUUAAUAUGUCUAUGCCAGUUUAAAACCCAUCACUUUGUCUGCUGUCACUAUUUUUGUUGGUUAGAAACCACCUUAAAAUGUCCAGCCUUAGCUUUGCUCACAGACAGUUUAUUCUUUUUAUUCUUUGCAUGUAUUGCUUUUAGUCUAAAUAGCAAUUCUCGUUCCAUUAUAAAGAACAAUUGUAUUUUUUCUGUGUCUUGGUUUGCUAAGAUGAACAAGAUACGAUUUUCUUAUAUAUUCUUAUUUGAUAGUGUCUCCAUUCCUCUGAUUUCUCUACUAGUUCUAUUUUCUGCAUCUGUUCCUCCUUAACUAUAAGUUUUCUGAAAAAAGGUGAUUGGAAUUGUAGAAGGUACAUCCAAUGAGUUUUUACCAGGGUUGUGGCGUUUAUACUUUUUAGGAUAACAUUUAUAGUUUAAAUAGCCAUAUCACAACACUGACUUACAGACAACAGUGUACUAGAUUAAGAUAUUCGUAUCUUUCUCUUCCUUUUAUAUCUCCACUGAAAAAUUCUCAUCAUUAGUCUAGCAGUCAGUUCACUUCGUAGUAUUACAUUUCAUCCUAUUUCUGCUACUUCAAAUCUUUUUUAAUGUGUGAAUUCUUAGCAUAUUGACUUGUCUGAACUCUGUGUAGUGAGUGGAAGGAUUUGCUUGAUGUUAUUCUGUUUCUACUUUUUCCUUUUUAGUCUCUAAGCUGUUGUGCCUUUUUGCAACCAUAUGGGCAUUACAACUUAAGAGAUCCAUGAUACCAUGGCCCAAGUGAACACAAAGCUGUUUUUUUUUCUGCAUCUUCAAGACUGCACUUAUUUGGUGUGUGGUUCUGGUGGCAACUGAACGUGGUUCCAAGCAUUCACAGCUACCAAAAUGUGGUCAUUCUGCAGUCUAGAUACUUUUUCAUACCGCUUGAGAUCCAGCCUUGUUCCUCACACUGUGCAGAUGCCUUGACAGUCAGUCAUCAUUGGUUUCUUGGCCUUAUUUUUGUAAAAACUUAAACUGGACAUCAUUUUUCAAAUAUAGUCAGCAUGUGUGCUCCAUUGCAAUAAAUGCUUUAGAGAUCUCUUGAGACCAGAAGCUUAUUUUAAAACUAUGGGAAUAUAGCCUUUUAACAGUAACCUUUGGACACCUUUUAUUUAUAUCUGAUCUCAAGAGAUGCUAACAUUUCAAAAUGAAGGAGAAAAUGGAGGGAGAAGGAAUGGAGGAAAGGAGAAAAUGGAGCAAUGGAGGAGAAAUAGAGGAAGGAAUCUAUAAAAGGCAGAACAAAAUCACUGUGAUUUUUGGUCUGAAGCAGAACGUUAAUAUGUUACAAAACAUAGGCUCUACUUUUGUGGUGUAUUUAUAUCAUCAGUAAAUAAUACAGGCAGGACAGUUGUCAUUCAGAUUAAUAUCACUUUAUCUUAUGUAGAAUUAAGUGCAAGUGCAGAUGAGAGCAGCUAUGUGAUUUCAGAAGUUUCUUUUAGACUGUUCUAUUACAUGAAUAUAAACUGCAGAGCACUAGCACUCUGUAACUAUAAAAUUUUCUUGUUCUUUGGUAUUGCCAUAAUUACUUUAGAAACAUUUAAUACAUAAAGUGUUCUUUUUUAUUCUGAAUGCUGUAAAACAUAAGUCCUCACAAGAUGGCCAUCAGAAUAAAGUGUUACUAGUUAAAAGUCACAGAUAAAAUCAACAAUUUUCAGAUUCUGAGUGUAGAAUUGGUCAUGUUAGGAUCAGUGAUAUUCAAAAUCAAAAGUAAUAGGCAUGUCACACUUCUCACCCACUCCUUUCCAAGGCAGUAUUGUUUCUUGUACUUCUAAAAGUAUAGAAAAUGUUUGAAAUUAUCAUUGAUUUUUUUAAGAGAUGAUUAAGUUGGUUAUUUAUGAGUCCUAAAUAGAUCACACUGUUUGACUUAGAAUCUUGGCAUGAACCGAACUCAUAUACACAGGUAUUUCCCCAAAUCUUUGUUAUUACAAUUUUUGUAUGCCAAUUUGUGUAUUGCUAAUAAGUGAAUUGAAAUGAAGAAUCUUGCAUCAUAACAUUACACGUGGCUUGAAUCAUUUUUAGCAUUUAUGCUUUCCAUGGUUUAAUAUUUGCUGCUGUAUGGACUGUUUCUUCCUUUAACUUAAUAUAAAAUAAUAUUUGCUGCUGUAUGGACUGUUUCUUCCUCUAACUUAAUAUAAAAUUACUCCAAUUAUAUCUUGAACUCUACUUGUUCCUCUCUUAUUUGAAGCUAGAGAUACCCAUUAAAAAGGAAUGGUGCAUUUCCAAAAAAAUUGAGCAACAAUUUUGAUACCUGCUGUGACUGUUCAGAGAACUGCUCCCAACUGUGAUAUUAAUAUUGCAUUGUUUAUCAGGAAGGUAACUUGCUGAGUUAUUUCAAGUUAAAGGCCAGGGUUAUGUCCCACUGAGAUAACAGCAGCAUUAUUUCUUUGUACAAAAGUAUUGGUCUAAUUACUUUUUUUAACUGUACUAUUGGACUGUGGUAGCCAUGCAGUUGCAUACAUUAGGGUUAAAAUGACUUUACAUUGUACAUUUGGCACAAAAUUAUCUUGUUUUUAGGAUAUUUUUUUUUAAAUUUUAAACAGUAAAUUAUUACAUAAUGCAUUCUUACUUUUGAAUUAUUAUUUACUUUAACAUAGUGAUUCAGGAAAAAUGUCUGUUAUAGAAUUUGUAAACAUUUGAAUAUUUUGAAAGCAAAAUAAAAAUUUGUAUAUUAAAGAAUGUAUUUGAACUAAUUAUAUAA